This is a messenger RNA of Penaeus monodon (black tiger shrimp), 1356 nucleotides long. RefSeq names its product RNA-binding protein 26-like. Gene Ontology annotation, biological process: mRNA processing. The record is from RefSeq and is a predicted model, not a curated record. Gene Ontology annotation, molecular function: metal ion binding; RNA binding. NCBI's taxonomy places the organism in Eukaryota, Metazoa, Arthropoda, Malacostraca, Decapoda, Penaeidae. Gene Ontology annotation, cellular component: nucleus.
CGUCUACUCUCUCCUCUUGGCUCUCUUCUUGAAUCCUCUUUCGAAAAGGCAGAACAUUCAGUCUUUUGCUGAAAUAAAGGAAGAGGCGGCCGACUUUUUUAGAAAAGAGGUCGAAUGUAUGAGAUCUGAGUGCGUGAAGACCACUGAAUCGAGGUUUUAGGAAGGUGACCCAUUUAGUUGAGAAACCUCAGUGAUAUUUAGCUCUACGCCUUUUUUAUGUUUAUUUAGUUCAAGUUGACAUACUUGCCUCGUCUCAACGGUGAAAAAUGAUUAUCGAUCACCCAGAACUAUUGAAGCAGUGGUUAACAGGCUUCCUAGCACCUCUGUGUGAUGCUGACCCAGAAGCCUUAGCCAAAUACUGCCUUGCUUUAGUUCGUAAGGACCGCCCCAUUUUAGAGCUGAAGGCUGGCAUGAUUGAGCAACUCGAUGUUUUUCUUCAGAGCAAUACCAAGUCAUUCGUUGAUAAGUUUUUACAAGUAACUACCACACGGUCAUACAUACCAAAGAGCUCCAGUUCAUCACUGUCAUCGUCUACAGGGCCAUUUUCGACAGACCCAUCCUCUCCUAGUCUGAAUAAUAAUAGUGACUCUGGCCCACCGCCAUUACCCCCAACCCCAGUUUCAAAGCAGUCAUCUGGCCACUCUCCUGAUUCAACCACCCCCCCAAACGCAGUUCCUCCACCUGCUACCUCUUCAUCUACAGGCAUGCAGCCUGCCCCACCACCACCACCCCCAAGUUCUGCUGCUGCCCCUCCUCCACCACCACCCCCUGAGUCCGCUCCUCCCCCACCAGUCCCUUCAUCUGUCAUCACUCGUAAGGAGGAAGUGUCCUCCUCACAGAGAUCCAGAAAGUCAGAAUCUGAUCGAGAUCGUGAUGAUAGACGGGGGAGUAGAGACAGGUCAAGGAGAUCACGUUCAAGAGGUCGUUCUGGACGUAGUAAAUACGAGGACAGGAGAAGGAGAUCACCACCAACCAAAAGAUAUCGUAGGUCAAGAACACGCUCCCGAACCCGAAGUCCAAGACGGUCAAGAAGUCCACGACGCUCCAGGUCAAGAGAGAGAAGAUCAAGGUCUAGAAACAGGUCGCGCUCUAUCAGUCCGAGAAACAACAGGACAUCAGGCCGAGGGAGAUCACCACCUCCAACCCCACGGUCACCAACACCCCCAAGGAAAUCAAAAUCAUUGCCUAGAGAUGAAAAAAGAGAAAGUCCUCAUGGAACCUCGCCUGUUGCUGAGGUGAGGCCAGAGCCAAGGAGUGAUCCAAGUUCAGUUAUCCAGAGUGUUAUUGCUGUCAAGCAUACAGAUUUUGUGGCACCACCACCAGCGGGCAAGAAACAGAGAUGUCGUGAUUAUGAUG